Fusarium sp. VM40 is the source of this 4311-nucleotide messenger RNA. The record is from the annotation of a GenBank genome assembly. Lineage: Eukaryota; Fungi; Ascomycota; Sordariomycetes; Hypocreales; Nectriaceae.
AUGCCAACCGUGAAGCGACUCAAGGGCAGCGGCGCUGCUAAGGCGAAGAAACCGAGCGAGCCACAGCCAAAGUCUCCCGAUGGACGACCGACCCCAGCCGAAGUGGAAGAAGAGGAGCAUCAGUUCGUUCAACUUGCGCGAAAGCAUUGGCUGAAGUCAGGCAAGAAGCCGGCCAAACCCAAGGUCAAGAACGAUGUCCUCAAGCAGAGUAUUUGGGAUGUGCUUGAACGGGAGGGCUUCCAGUAUAAGUCUCUUCUGCUUCUCGAGAGCCUGCAGACAUUAGAGAGUUAUCUGUGGCCUGGAUACACCGAGGAAGCUUCCAAUUUCCACGUUUUGCUGAUUGCGCUCAUCGCAAAUGUGAAGCGUCGAGAGCAUCUCGCGACAUGGACGCUCUUCGAGGAUCGACCUGCCGACUUUUCUUCACUCUUUCGUCGUCUUUUGUCCAUGAUGCUCGACCGAACACUUUCCGUUACCAUUCGAACACAACUGCUCUGCUUCCUCAUCUAUGCGUUUCAGAGUCUCGACUGCACUCUUGUGCGCAAGGAAUGUGCCUCGCUCGUAUCGAUUGGUAUCUGGCACAACUUGUCAACCGACUCAGCGCGUGAAGCCACUUUCGAGCAAACACCACAUCUACGAAAGACUUGGAAGGCUGCGCAUAAACGAUAUGACGCUGCUGAUGAGCCGAACCAGGCGCGAUUGCGGUUUGAGCGAGCAUGGCUUUACACACUCCUAUUGGACUUCUUGGGCCAACUCUACACAGAAAACAGCAAAGCAGACCAAGUUCUGUACUGCGAAAGAUUCACUGAGUUUCUUAUUGAUCUUCAAAGUCAGCUUCCAACACGACGUUAUGUCAAUACCUUAAUCCAGGAUCUUCACAUAGUAUCUGCUAUGCGACUGUCACCAAUGUUUAAUGAUGAGGAGAACACCCUCCUCCGCGACCUCCAUGCACUGCUUUCUCAUUUUACUUUCUUCGAUAUCAAUGAUCAGACAGGUACUCAGUAUAGCAUAACGGAGGCAUACGAUAAGCAUUGCGCGUCACUUGGAAAGCUGCAGCGCAUUGCUUUGAAACACUUUAGAGAAAAGUUGACCGUAUUGGCUCUGUCUAACUAUGGUGCUGUCGACCAAAGGCAAGAGUUGGAGGCCCUGCUCGAUCCACUGACAGACGAAGAGCUUUUGAACUUGGUUUCAUUGCUUGGUUUCCGGACCUCCUAUCCCGAAAGCUUGAGUCUUGUAGUCGACCGUAAGUUGGCGCUUGAAGUACUCCUAUCCAAAUACGAGCGCAGAAAAACAUUCCAGGAGGCGGCUCGAGAUAUGAGUCUGACGCCAACGGAAGAUGCUCUCUUUGAUAGCAGUUUUCAGCAGGCAGAGACAUACGAUGGAUCACAUCCAAUGGCCUUGCCCAAGUUAAACCUCCAAUAUCUUUCCGUGGGCGACUUUCUAUGGCGGGCGCUUGUCCUGUAUCGAUGCGAGUCUUUCUACGGGGUUCGUAAAGAUAUCGAGACCGCUUUACGUCGGUUACGUCCAGAGUCAAAGCGAACAGAAGACACCAACUUUGGCGGUUUCUCGAAGAUGGCGAUGCCAAUCUCGAAGCCGGCUAUCCUUGAAGUCGUGCCGCCACUAGUGGGAGACGACAAGCCGUCAAUGGUGCGCGCUGAAGUGUCGUUUGAUGUUCGACGACUCGGUGAGGGUGUUCGCAGAGAGUGGGAUUCUCUUCGACAAGAUGACGUCGUUUUCCUCCUUGCAGUAGAGCCACCGCCUACCAACUCGGCCAGUAACGGAGGAGAAGCCCUGUCCGAGUCUGAGCGACUGGGUGUGGUUACUGUGCGGACCGCUCAGGUUCAUCAGAUCACAGACGACAAGGGCCGCCAAGUUCGAGAUGGCGCUGGCAAUCUUGAUCAGAAGCGUCGCAUCCAACUCAAGCUGGACCCUCUUGCUUAUAGCAAGGAUGCUGAGCGGAUAGCGGCUGGCAAGGCUGAUGUUUAUGGCAAGGUCAAUCUGUUGCUCAGAAGAGGCAGACGGGAGAACAAUUUUAAACCUGUGCUGGAAUCUAUUCGAAGCCUGGUAAUGUCUGAUGUUCCGUUGCCGAAGUGGCUCCACGAGGUGUUCCUCGGCUAUGGAGAUCCCGCGGGAGCUAUCUACAAGAACCUGCCAAAUCGUGAACGCAAGGUGGACUUCCGGGACACGUUUCUUGACUGGCAACAUCUUACAGAGAGUCUGCCUGGCAAGAUUAUCGAUCCAGGCGACGAGGUGUCUGGUAGCUUUGGACCCCCUUACGUUCUGGAGUCCGUCGAGAAGCGAGAGGAACCUCAGGGCGCCAAACCCUCCAAGAAGCGACGUAGAGAUGCCAACCCUGCGCUCAUAUCUGAUAUCGAGACCUUGAAGGUGUCAAGUUACAAGCCACCCAACACUGGGCCCUACCCAAUCAACAACCCUAGGCUCAAUUCAGUCCGCUUUACUCCGGCUCAGAUUGAGGCUAUCACAUCAGGUACUCAACCUGGACUCACGGUCAUUGUUGGACCACCCGGCACAGGCAAAACGGAUGUUGCUACACAGGUCAUUAACAACAUCUACCACAACUAUCCUGAGCAGAAGACACUGCUGCUUGCGCAUAGUAACCAAGCCCUCAACCAACUAUUUGCCAAGAUUGUUGCUCUUGAUAUUGACGAACGACAUUUGUUGCGACUUGGACACGGCGAAGAGGAGCUCGAUACGGAAGGAAACUUCAGCAAGCAUGGUCGCGUCGAUUCCUUUCUAGAAAACCGAGAUCGUUAUCUUCUCGAAGUGAGGAAACUGGCCACCAGCCUCGGCGCCCCUGGUGCACAUGAGAAUUCGGCUGAGACAGCUGGGUACUUCAACACCGUCUAUGUUAUUCCUGCAUGGAAUAAGUUCCAACACGUCAUUAAUGCAGAUGCUUCAACUGCCACCGAUAUUGUGGAAGCCUUCCCUUUUCAUACUUACUUCUCUGAUGCCCCCCAACCCCUUUUCCCGCCCGAGGGAAGCAAGGAUCAAGUCGUAGAUGUUGCAGAGGGCUGCUACCGCCAUAUAUGCAAGAUAUUCUUGGAACUCGCUGAUGCGCUUCCAUUUGAGAUUCUCCGCCGAGACCGUGAUAAGGCAAACUACUUGCUCACCAGCGAGGCACGCAUUGUCGCUAUGACAACGACGCACGCGGCCAUCAGAAGAGGCGAGAUUGCAUCGCUGGGCUUUCACUAUGACAACGUGGUGAUGGAGGAGGCUGCUCAAGUGACGGAGAUUGAGACCUUCUUACCGUUAGCGAUGCAGAAGCCUCGCAACGGCCAAAUGCCACUGCAAAGAGUCGUUAUGUGCGGUGACCACUUCCAAAACUCACCAGUUAUCCAGAGCCUGGCAUUCCGUCACUACGCCAAUCUGGAGCAGUCACUGUUCGCCAGACUGGUCAGACUUGGCGUCCCUACGAUCACCCUUGAUCAGCAAGGACGCGCUCGUGGUUCGAUCGCGAGUCUCUACCAGUGGCGUUACCCGAAUCUGCAUAAUCUUCCUGAUGUGCAAAAGAGCUCCGAGUUCGUCAAGGCCAAUGCCGGAUUCAAGUACGAUUACCAGUUCAUCAACGUUCCCGACUACAAGGGCCAGGGAGAGGCUGAGCCAACACCACACUUUAUCCAGAACUUGGGCGAGGCCGAGUAUGCAGUGGCUAUCUUCCAGUACAUGCGCCUUCUGGGCUACCCCGCUGAGAAGAUUACCAUUCUCACGACUUAUGCUGGCCAACGGGCUCUUGUGAAGGACGCACUGUCGCAUCGAUGCGCCCGGAAUCCGGUCUUUGGUCUACCAAAGGCUGUUGCUACAGUGGACAAGUACCAGGGCGAACAAAAUGACUAUAUCAUUUUGUCACUUACCCGAACCUCUCGAGUGGGUUAUCUGCGUGAUGUCCGACGCAUGACAGUAGCCCUGUCUCGAGCACGACUCGGCUUGUACAUCCUUGGCCGCCGUGAGGUUUUCGAAGCGUGCCCUGAGCUCCGACCCGCCUUUGACAUAUUAUUGCAAAGACCAGACAAGCUCAUGUUGGUGACAGGAGAGCUUUGGCCUACGCAGCGGGAGGUGACCGAGAAUCUUACAGCCGUAGAGGGCGAGGUGCCAAUGGAAGGUGUCGAGCAUCUGGGCCAAUAUGUCUUCGAGAUGACCAACACAAAGAUCGAGCAGCUUCAGGCAGAGCAACGAGAAAUCCCUGAGACCAUAAUGGAGGAGGCUGAAGAAGGGGGUUAUGGCGAUGAGAACGAGGAUGAAGACGAAGAGCAAGACGCCGAAGCUGACAUCUUGGAAGUGCGAGAAGGGGAGUAG